Dipodomys spectabilis (banner-tailed kangaroo rat) is the source of this 3224-nucleotide messenger RNA. RefSeq names its product transcription factor CP2 like 1 (gene Tfcp2l1). Gene Ontology annotation, biological process: regulation of transcription by RNA polymerase II. NCBI's taxonomy places the organism in Eukaryota, Metazoa, Chordata, Mammalia, Rodentia, Heteromyidae. Gene Ontology annotation, cellular component: nucleus. The transcript is spliced from 15 exons. The coding region runs from base 100 to 1539 and encodes 479 amino acids. Gene Ontology annotation, molecular function: DNA-binding transcription activator activity, RNA polymerase II-specific; RNA polymerase II cis-regulatory region sequence-specific DNA binding. The record is from RefSeq and is a predicted model, not a curated record.
UACCGGUUCGGUGCGCGGCUUUCUGGUGGCGGAGAGCGGCCGGCGCUCCGCGUGUUCGCUCGCUGCCGCGCCGCGCUGGGCGCGCCCGGGGCUCCAGCCAUGCUUUUCUGGCACACGCAGCCCGAGCACUACAACCAGCACAACUCCGGCAGCUACCUGCGUGAUGUGCUCGCUCUGCCCAUCUUCAAGCAGGAGGAGCCCCAGCUGUCCCCGGAGAACGGGGCCCGUCUGCCUCCACUGCAGUAUGUGCUGUGUGCUGCUACGUCCCCAGCCGUGAAGCUGCAUGAAGAGACCCUGACCUACCUCAACCAAGGUCAAUCCUAUGAAAUCCGACUAUUGGAGAACCGGAAGCUGGGAGACUUUCAAGAUCUGAACACAAAAUAUGUGAAGAGUAUCAUCCGUGUGGUUUUCCAUGACCGCCGACUGCAGUACACAGAACACCAGCAGCUGGAAGGCUGGCGGUGGAGCAGGCCGGGGGACAGAAUUCUGGACAUUGAUAUUCCACUGUCUGUUGGUAUCUUGGACCCCAGGGCCAGCCCGACCCAACUGAAUGCAGUGGAGUUUUUAUGGGACCCUGCAAAGAGAGCAUCUGCUUUCAUUCAGGUGCACUGUAUCAGCACAGAGUUCACCCCAAGGAAGCACGGGGGCGAGAAGGGAGUGCCUUUUCGAGUACAGAUCGACACGUUUAAGCAGAACGAGAAUGGAGAGUACACGGAGCAUUUGCACUCAGCCAGCUGCCAGAUCAAGGUGUUCAAGCCAAAGGGAGCUGACCGGAAACAGAAGACUGACCGGGAGAAGAUGGAGAAAAGAACUGCUCAAGAGAAGGAGAAAUACCAGCCAUCCUAUGAAACCACCAUCCUCACAGAGUGCUCUCCGUGGCCAGAUGUGGCCUACCAGGCGAACAGUGCCCCGUCCCCAAGCUACAAUGGUUCUCCCAACAGCUUUGGUCUUGGCGAAGGCAACAGUUCACCAACCCACGCAGUGGAGGCCCUUCCCAUGGGCAGUGAUCACUUGCUCCCAUCCGCCUCCAUCCAGGAUGCCCAGCAAUGGCUGCACCGGAACAGGUUCUCACAGUUCUGUCGGCUCUUCGCCAGCUUCUCGGGUGCUGACUUGCUUAAGAUGUCCAGAGAUGACUUGGUCCAGGUCUGUGGCCCUGCAGAUGGGAUCCGGCUCUUCAACGCCAUCAAAGGCAGGAAUGUGAGGCCAAAGAUGACCAUCUAUGUCUGUCAGGAGCUGGAGCAGAACCGAGUACCCCUGCAGCAGAAGCGGGAUGGCAGUGGAGAAAGUGGCCUGUGUGUGUACCAAGCCAUCUUUUUGGAAGAGCUGACCACCUUGGAGCUGAUUGAGAAGAUUGCCAACCUGUACAGCAUCCCCCCCCAGCACAUCCAUCGGGUCUACUGGCAGGGUCCCACGGGCAUCCACGUGGUGGUGAGCAAUGAGAUGGUCCAGAAUUUCCAAGAUGAGUCAUGUUUUAUCCUCAGCACAUUAAAAGCCGAGAGCAAUGAUGGCUACCACAUCAUCUUGAAAUGUGGACUGUGAGCAGAAGUAAGACAUGCAUCCACCCCAGCCCCAUGGACCCCUGGGAUGUUCUAAAUUUCACCACUGUUCACUGCUGUCUACCUGACAAGCUGAGGCUAGGAGGAACCCUGACUGCCCCAGGCCAUUCAAGCUACGGACGAUCAACCUGCAGAAAUCGUGGACACAAAAGCCAGCAUGCAGAAAGUUAUUGGCUUCAACUUGCUUCCUCUUGGCCUCCAGUUUUUGAAAAUUUUCUUGUUCUGUUUCUCAACUUUGAUUCUCUAAAAGCGGCCAACAGUGGGGUUAUCUCUGAAAUCCCAAGCCCCUUAGGUAGAAGCUCAUUGGGUUUCUUUGUGCCAUCUCUAUUGGUCCCUUCUGUCCACUCCCCUGUCAUUAGAAGCCAUCCUCACCCUGUGCCUUUUCUCCUUCCCUGGUGCUGGCUUCCUGGCCAGCUCUGCUGACCUGAUGCACUUUGCCUUUUUGUUCUUCACUUGCUUCCCCUCUCAGUGACCCCACUAGACUGGAGUUAUUCUGUGCCUUCUACUUCUUAACUUUAUCUUGUUUCUAAGGAUCUGCUGCUGCCCAGACCAAAGGGGGGUAUUCAUGUCUCUGCAUUGGCAUAAUGGGUAGAUAUUGCUAUGUAUUUGUAUAGUCUGUCUCCUGGAGCUAAUUCCAGGACCCACUUGAGGGCCAGGCGGUGGAGUGGAAAUAGAAAGAUACCUUUACAAACAUCUUUAUACUGAUGAGAACAAAAUGACUCCUCUUGAGCUCCUUUGGCAUACAUAGUUCUGUUUCCUAAGAAGUUAUAGGUAAGAAGGACCCAGAAGUAAGCAUUCCUUUAUAUUAUCAGGUAACCUUGACCACUACAGUACCAGACUUUUGGGUUAGGGGGUGUAUAGCUUAGUGGUAUAGCAUUUACUCAGCGUGUGUGAGCCUCUGUGUUUCAUCCCCACCACUGUGAAACAAGCAAACUAACACACCCUUAAGAGAACUUACAAAAUUCCAUUUAGAGAAGGCUUCAGUUAGUCACCCACCCAUCUAGCAGUUUCCCUGGGUUAUUGUGGGGUUCUUCAUUCAAGUUCUCAUCUUUUGUUUUUUUGUCGGUAUGGGGCUUGAACUCAGGGUCUGGGCUUGUCCCUGAGCUUUUACACUCAAGGCUAGUGCUUUACCACUUUGAGCCACAGAGCCACUUCCUUUUUCUGUUUUAGUGGGUAUGUUCAGGGCACUUCACCUCUUUUGGAAUAGUUGGAUCUCCUUCUUAUCUGUAGGGAAAUGGACUUAGGAAUCUAUCUUUGUCUUGCCUCUGUUUUGGUAUCCUGUGAUAUGUGCUGGCCAUGGCUCCAUCUUAUUUCCCAUUUAAAUCAUCUUCUAAGCCACAGAUCACUUAAGUGGGUUCCACAGCUUCUGAAAUAGAGCUUUUGUGGAAUCUAGUGAGUGGCUCAAAGAAAUCAGAAUUGGGCUAACCUUGUUUCACAGAUGGGGAGACUGAGGGACACAGCCAUCUGUAUGAUAUCAUAUAGAGAUAUAUCAUACAAACCAGGACAAAUCAAGGGUUAUGUGAAUUGAUGGUAUUUUUUAAGUUCUUUAUCAGUUGAUACACAUAAUUUGUGAAAAUGUUCCCUAGUUAUAACAGGCAUUGGUGACUCACACCUGUAAUCCUAACUACUCAGGAGGCUGAGAUCUAAGGAUCGCUGUUCAAAGCCAGC